Molecule: messenger RNA, 3630 nt
Organism: Suillus plorans
Lineage: Eukaryota; Fungi; Basidiomycota; Agaricomycetes; Boletales; Suillaceae
Exons: 15
Coding region: 1-3630 (1209 amino acids)
Source: RefSeq, a predicted model, not a curated record
AUGUCUGACACUCAAAUGCUGACGCGCGAGCAGCGCAACAUGCUCAAACAGUUUUUACCUGGGUUUAAACUUGUUCGCUCUGGGUCUGUGGAAGAGCAGGAUAUGUUUUGGGAGAACAUUUUCACCCAGUGGUUCACAGCUUGGCCCGAACGUGCAGUACACUACUCUGGGGCACCACAGGAGCAGGAUCUGUCCGACUUACAACAAGUGUUGCUCAAAUUUGCGAUUCAAUGUCGUCAACGAAUUAAAUCGUUUAUUUAUGCAAACACUAUUGGCAGAGAGACGCGCCUGGUAUCGUCCACAUUGAACGACUUUUUUAAGGUCAAGAAGCUGGUGAGCGUUGAUGCGGCGAUGAUGGCAUAUUCAGUUUCAAUUAUCCAUUGUGAUAUAUCGCUCGUGGUUCUUAACAACCUUCUAGGAUUCUCCCACAGCGCAUAUGUGAAAUUUAAUGUGUUGACACCUAGACAGGCAGUGUUAGCCAUGUCACAGUCUGGACGCACUGGGUGUCCCUCUAAACGUCCCAAACUUGUCAGGCAUACACUGCUAGACCCCAAUCAGCCCUCGAAUCAUGUCGACAGGCAUCGCAUAUUCAGCUUGCAGCGUAGUGGUCAAGUUGGACUUCGGACAUCUUACAUUCCUACUAGCUUGCCUGAAAAGGAAGACAAAGAUAUACCUGCACGCACUCUGCCCACUGGUGCUGACCCUACUGCACACACUGACAAUGAUCCUUGGAAUGAGACGGAAUACUUUGACCCUGCAUGUGAGGUGGAUGAUGCCUUUGGAGUGCCUGAGGUACCAACGGCCGAAAAGAGACGCAGGAGAACUGCAGGAGACAAUCCCAUGUCCCUUUGGCUACCAGAACGUCAAACAUAUGUGAAUGAAUUUAUACGACUGGAAGGAAGAAGUCAGGGUGCAGACACCCAAUGCAAGUGUGGUAGCCAUGAUGCAGUUUUCCGCUGUCAAGAUUGUUUCUCUGUCGAGCUUACAUGUCGGUCUUGUGCCGUUGGAUCACACCUCAACUCCCCACUCCAUAGAAUCAAGGAAUGGAGAGACGGAUUUUUCCAUCCUGUCUCUUUGAAGUCCAUGGGUUUGCGAAUACAGCUGGGUCACCCACCAGGCACUACUUGUCGGAAUCCAAGACCUGCCUUUGGUGACAACUUCGUGAUCAUCGACAUCCACGUCAUACACCUUGUUGGACUCGAUUUUUGCGGAUGCGAGCACGAAGUUUCACACUUCAAACAGUUGCUCCGUGCACGCUUAUUCCCUUCCACAGUAACCGACCCAAGAACAGCAGCAACUUUUGCUGUUUUGGAGUCCUUUCAUAUACUUUUGUUCGAGUCUAAAAUCUCUGCAUACGAGUUCUUCCACGGCUUAGCUCGGCGGACCGACAAUACUGGUAUAACACCCAUUCGUGAUUGUUAUUCAGUGUUUCUCCGAAUAGUCUAUCAGUGGAAAAACAUCAAGGCACUCAAACGUUCUGGCUGCGGCCAUAAUCCUGCUGGCGUUGAUGCUACUCAAAAUGGAGAUCUAGCAGUUCUAUGCCCCGCGUGUCCUCAUCCGGGGAAGAACUUACCCGAUGACUGGAAAAAUUCACCUGAGCAAUGGAAAUUUGGCCUUUUCCUUGCUAUAGAUGCCAACUUCCGUCUCAAGCGCCGGAUGGUGUCAAGUGACAUCAGAGACCCCGGCCUCAGCCAAGGAUGGGGUUAUUUUGUUGAGGAGAAGGAAUAUAAGUGUUACCUACGUGCAAACGGUGAAACCGUCCAAGAGAAAAGCAGCUGUGUUAGCCACAACACAGUGAACAUGGCGGACACAAAGUCUGAAAAAGGGCUUGCUGCCACUGGUGUGGGAACCGUAGAUUGUGCGCGCCAUGAUAUGAAAUUGGCUAACGGUGUUGGCGACUUACAGAAGGGCGAAAAAUAUCUCAAUAUGGAUUACCUUGUGUUCUCGGCUCUCGCCAGGUUCUCUACACUGUCAACAAUCAACUUUUCCUAUGACAUCGCUUGCCAAUGGCACAAGAAACUCUGGGAUCGCUUGCCCAUGCUGCCAUCUCAUCUUCAGUUCGACCGAGACGGUAAGACUAUCAACUACUUUGUGCCGAAAUUUCACCUUGCUGUGCAUAUUGAAAUUUGCCAGACUCAAUUCUCAUUCAAUUGGACUCCGGGCGUGGGACGGACUGAUGGCGAAGCACCUGAGCGCAGUUGGGCAAACAUCAAUCGUGUAGCCAGUAGUACAAAGGAGAUGGGCCCUGGAGCCCGACGUGAUACGCUUAACGAUCAUUUUAGUGAUUGGAAUUGGAAGAAAGUUACAGGCCUUGGUAAAGUUAUGCUACGAAAAAUCACAGAAGCAGUCGUGGUUGAGAAGGAGCACCGCCUGGCUCUCUGGGAGCUUGAGGGCUCUAUCAAUGAGUCAGAAACAGGAGCCGCUUCCCUCGCUGCAUGGAGGACAGAGAUAGAAAUCUGGGAGAAGGACCACUCGCAACGCAACCCAUUCCAGAGCAGAGUUGACGCGAUGACCCAGGCGGCUGUGCGACUCAAGUUAGCACAACGGGAUGCAAAAGAAUUGGAAGAUGGGUCAGCAAUAUCACUCCAUGCCGAAGUUACCUGCAGUGUUCUCAUUAGCACUGGUAUUGACUUGGAAGAUGCCCAACGUCGUUUGCGUGUUGAUUCCUCCGCGCUCGGUCAGCACUCAACUGAUAUCCAGAGGACUAAGAUCUUAACUCGAAGAAACGCACUUCAACGUCGCCUAGACGCCUGGACCGAUAUUCAAAGACUCUACAUGCCAGCGGUUCCAAACCUCCGAACCUCUGCAAGCCUCCCAACCCAUGCCAAUGGUGACAAUAGCGGCUGUCCAGUCCCAGAUCUCACCUCCGGAAAGGCAGAAGACUUUCAGUUGCUUCUGCCUUCUGAAAUCUGUGAUAUUGUGCCAUGCGACAAGACGCUCCUUGGAACGGAAUGGUCUCUGCGACUUGCCCAAGCCAACGAUGCUCUGAAUGACUGUUGUUCACAAAUCCGACUUCGCCGUCAGCUAUAUCAGUUCAAGGUUCAGCAUUUACGCGGCCAAGGGCCCAACACCUGUGCACGCAAAACUCUGGAUACGGUUGAGGAACGUCUCACCCUGAGCCAUGCCAAAUAUGUAAGCGCUCGUGAGGCGCUCGUCUCCUUGGCUCGUCACCUUGAUCGGAUAGGAUGGGAGCACAAAUUGCAGCCUUUGAAAAAGGCACACCUCAGACCAAUUGGGGACUUCAGCCAACAGACGCAAGGCACAGCUAUCAUGUCAUGGAUUUGGCUGACUCAAGGAAUAUCUUCUGAUGAUACCGAGGGAAUGCAGGAAUCGCUUCGUGUCGAGUGGUGUAAAGCCCGAGCACGUCGUAAUAGGUGGUCGGAGGAGAUCCAGCUCUUGUUGGAAGAAAUGCAACACAUCCUUCCAGAGUAUCAGGAAGGUUUGAUUGCAUAUGCUCGCCGUCAAGCUCACAUCCGACGAGGUUUAGUGGCGGCUUUUGCAGAACAUUGGAAGAGAGUGCCGCAUCUUGUGGCCUCGAACUCGGAUACUGAUCCAUGUACUGAUGAUUUUGACGAGGGGAUCUCUUUGGACGCACCUCCUUGUGAGUACAUCGAGGGACCCGAUGAAUAA